AUGGGAUUUAAAGGGAGACUAAACGUUGUCGUUUUAGGAUUUAAGAACAGAAGGAAGAAAGCUAAUAUAGGUGAGCGAGCAGGUGACAUCAAUCAAUCAAACUACAUUUGUGGUAAUGUUGCACAUAUUUUUCAUUGA
This is a messenger RNA of Arabidopsis thaliana (thale cress), 138 nucleotides long. RefSeq lists its product as uncharacterized. Lineage: Eukaryota; Viridiplantae; Streptophyta; Magnoliopsida; Brassicales; Brassicaceae. The coding region runs from base 1 to 138 and encodes 45 amino acids. The transcript has a single exon. The record is from RefSeq and is marked reviewed.